This is a messenger RNA of Sporothrix schenckii 1099-18, 258 nucleotides long. RefSeq lists its product as uncharacterized. Lineage: Eukaryota; Fungi; Ascomycota; Sordariomycetes; Ophiostomatales; Ophiostomataceae. The record is from RefSeq and is a predicted model, not a curated record. Bases 1 to 258 code for a protein of 85 amino acids. The transcript has a single exon.
AUGCGGGUAGGUGGCGAAGAUCAAACCGCCCGCUUGACCCGUUUCGGCCUGGAAGGCAAGAAGAACGGACAGGAAAAGGGACAAGCGACCAAAGAAGGGAAAAGAAAACAACUACGAACGGAACACGGCAGAGACGGACGUCGAGAUGCAAAAGAAAAGAAUGAGCCACGCACAGCCCCAGCGGACAACUUUCUUAUGCACGAAGCCAUUGUUUCCAUGGUCCUCGGUCAGACCUCCUUCCUGCCCUCACGAAGUUGA